AAUUACUCCUCCGUGUCAAAAGCGGUGUAGUGGUAACUUUCUCACGGGGUCACCAACAUCCGGGGAACUGUUGAUAGGGACAAGCGCCUGCUCGCCGAAAAAAAAACACCGUUCUUCACGGUGAAUUAGAAUAAGUCCCUCGUAAGCGCCCCUUUUCUUUUUUGGGGUUAAAACAACAUAAUGUCUGAUGAGAAAGGAGAUAAAGGGGAUGAGGAGAAGGUGUAUGGGGGCUGUGAAGGGCCAGAUGCUAUGUAUGUAAAACUUGUGUCAUCAGAUGGUCAUGAAUUUAUUGUUAAAAGAGAUCACGCUUUAACAUCUGGCACUAUUAAAGCUAUGUUGAGUGGGCCAGGUCAGUUUGCUGAAAAUGAAACAAAUGAAAUAAAUUUUAGAGAAAUACCAUCGCACGUUUUACAGAAGGUAUGCAUGUACUUCACUUACAAAGUACGAUAUACAAACAGUUCAACAGAGAUUCCAGAGUUCCCAAUUGCACCAGAAAUUGCUCUAGAAUUGCUUAUGGCUGCCAACUUUUUAGACUGUUAAGCUAACUUUAACGUUUUUGAUGUAAAUCUUCCAUUGUUAUUGUUUUUUUCUCUCUUUUGAAUGGAGGAUUGUUUUACCACAUAAAAAGUGAAUGAAAAUAAUAUAAAUUAUCUAGUGAAAUCUCUUUAACUGAAUUGAAUUAGUAGUAAGGAACAGUUUGAAGACGUGAUAAUGGUUGUCUUGAUAAUAGGAAAUUAAAUAAAUAAGUUAUUACUAUGUAAUAAUAUUACUAUGUAAUAAUCAUUAUUGUCUCUCAUGGAUUACUUU
Ruditapes philippinarum (Manila clam) is the source of this 807-nucleotide messenger RNA. Its product is annotated as elongin-C. Gene Ontology annotation, cellular component: elongin complex. Gene Ontology annotation, molecular function: protein-macromolecule adaptor activity. NCBI's taxonomy places the organism in Eukaryota, Metazoa, Mollusca, Bivalvia, Venerida, Veneridae. The record is from RefSeq and is a predicted model, not a curated record. Gene Ontology annotation, biological process: ubiquitin-dependent protein catabolic process. The transcript has 4 exons. Bases 181 to 540 code for a protein of 119 amino acids.